AUGUUGUGGUUGCUUGUUGGCCAGGACAGCAGCUUGGUUGGGCACCUGACCUGCAGCGAGGACUUGAAGCUGCACCUCCAGAGUACAGACUAUGGGAACUUCCUGGCCAACGAAGCCUCCCCGCUCACCGUCUCCGUCAUAGAUGACAAGCUGAAGGAGAAGAUGGUGGUGGAGUUCCGUCACAUGAGGAACCAUGCCUAUGAGCCCCUAGCAAGUUUUCUGGACUUCAUCACGUACAGCUACAUGAUUGACAAUGUCAUUCUGCUGAUCACUGGGACUCUGCACCAACGUUCCAUCUCUGAACUGGUGCCCAAGUGUCAUCCUCUGGGAAGUUUUGAGCAGAUGGAAGCCGUGAACAUUGCUCAGACACCUGCUGAGCUCUACAAUGCAAUCCUGGUGGACACUCCCCUGGCUGCUUUCUUCCAAGACUGCAUCUCUGAACAGGACCUGGAUGAAAUGAACAUCGAAAUCAUUCGAAACACACUGUAUAAGGCUUACCUGGAGUCCUUCUACAAGUUCUGCAAGGUGCUGGGAGGUACCACAGCAGAUGCCAUGUGUCCCAUCCUGGAGUUUGAAGCUGACCGGAGAGCCUUCAUCAUCACCAUCAACUCCUUUGGCACUGAGCUGUCCAAGGAGGACAGGGCAAAGCUGUUCCCUCACUGUGGCAAGCUCUACCCCGAGGGCCUGGCUCAGCUGGCCAGAGCAGAUGACUAUGAACAAGUCAAGAAUGUUGCUGACUACUACCCUGAGUACAAGCUGCUGUUUGAAGGGGCUGGCAGCAACCCUGGAGACAAGACCCUUGAAGACAGGUUCUUUGAGCACGAGGUGAAGCUGAACAAGCUGGCCUUCCUCAACCAGUUCCACUUUGGAGUCUUCUAUGCCUUCGUGAAGCUGAAGGAGCAGGAGUGCCGCAACAUCGUGUGGAUCGCCGAGUGCAUCGCCCAGCGCCACAGGACCAAGAUCGACAACUACAUUCCCAUCUUCUAACCCUGCUCUGCUCCUGUCCCACCCUCCAGCCUCUGGAGUCUGGCAGGAUCCUUAUCUAACUCCCUGAGUUAUCCCUUGCCCCAUCUCCAGGAUUGUCCCAUCUGUGGAACUGGCUCAGAUGAGGAAGCUGUACAGUCGCUAAUUUAAAUUAUUCACAAGUUUGAGUUGUGUGCUGUGAGAGGUCCAGAGGGACCAGUGGCACAGGCUUGGUCCUGUGCAGCAGGAGGGACCUCUCCUGCUGUGU
Chaetura pelagica (chimney swift) is the source of this 1231-nucleotide messenger RNA. It is a transcript of the gene ATP6V0D1, whose product is annotated as ATPase, H+ transporting, lysosomal 38kDa, V0 subunit d1. Gene Ontology annotation, cellular component: proton-transporting V-type ATPase, V0 domain; vacuolar proton-transporting V-type ATPase complex; lysosomal membrane. NCBI's taxonomy places the organism in Eukaryota, Metazoa, Chordata, Aves, Apodiformes, Apodidae. The transcript has 8 exons. Gene Ontology annotation, molecular function: proton-transporting ATPase activity, rotational mechanism. The record is from RefSeq and is a predicted model, not a curated record. Gene Ontology annotation, biological process: vacuolar acidification; vacuolar transport; proton transmembrane transport. Bases 1 to 987 code for a protein of 328 amino acids.